Messenger RNA from Gadus macrocephalus (Pacific cod), 3771 nucleotides. It is a transcript of the gene agpat5, whose product is annotated as 1-acylglycerol-3-phosphate O-acyltransferase 5 (lysophosphatidic acid acyltransferase, epsilon). The transcript is spliced from 8 exons. NCBI's taxonomy places the organism in Eukaryota, Metazoa, Chordata, Actinopteri, Gadiformes, Gadidae. The record is from RefSeq and is a predicted model, not a curated record. Gene Ontology annotation, molecular function: acyltransferase activity. The coding region runs from base 655 to 1752 and encodes 365 amino acids. Gene Ontology annotation, cellular component: endomembrane system; mitochondrion.
GCGUGUCAUAGCAUGCGUCUGGCAGAGAGUGUGUUUGACAUUUACGUUACAGGGAUAGUGUGUGUGAAAGGAGCUAGCCUGUCAAUGAAGCGCAGGGUAGCGAUGCUAGAGAAUAUGUCGAGCCAUAUAGCUACAUCUUAUUUUAAAUAGCGUCAUCUUUUUUUUUUUUUGCUACCAAGUUCCAUGCCCGUCUCGGGAGACACUGCAUCCAGCCCAGCGUUGGAUAUGAAACUACCGAACAAACAACGUGUUCGCUAACAUCUUCAGGGCUAGCAUGCUGCAGAGUGCAUUAAGGUCGUUUCCAGGAGUUUGGCUGUGAAAUGUGGUUGGGUAAAUCUCGCGUUAGGUGAAGAUCACACUGUUUGUAGUUGUUCCGUGUUGUGCACUCUACUGGUCGCGGUUUAAAUCUCACUUCUCCGCGGACCAGUGCACAAGGUUAAGAGUGGCAAUAGCUAGCUAGCCCUACCAGCACUUUUUGCAUCAGUUUGCCCUCACUUUCCCACGCUUGUCCCAAAAGACAGGUGCUGUGGUCGAAGUAGGUCAAGUGUGGUCGGGAACGCGAACCCCCCCCCCCACUGUAAUCGCAGGGAUUAUACGAUAUUUAAUUAUUUCUAAUAAUUGAUCGGGCUGUUUUGAGUGGAGCCAGGAUUCACGAUGCUGCUGUCCUUCAUUGUACAUACAUACUCGCUGCGGUAUUGGUUCCCUGCCACUGUCAUGCUGGGCACAGCCCCGGCGUACCUCCUGUCGUGGUGGGUAUGGCGCUUGUGUUCCACGGUGUUACCCCUAAGACUUUACCACAAACUGGACGAUCGCCUCUACUGCGUCUACCAGAGCAUGGUCCUCUUUUUCUUUGAGAACUACACGGGCGUGGAGAUUGUAAUAUACGGAGAUAUACCAAAGAAGAAGGAAAAUGUUGUCUACCUGUCAAAUCACCAGUGUACAGCGGACUGGAUCAUAGCCGACAUGCUGGCCAUCAGACAGGAUGCCCUAGGCCACGUGAGGUACGUCCUGAAAGACGGGCUGAAGUGGCUCCCACUGUACGGGUGGUAUUUUUCCCAGCAUGGAGGUGUGUACGUCAAGCGAAGUGCAAAGUUUGAGGAGCAGGCGAUGAAGAAGAAGCUGCUAACGCAGGUCGAAGCAGGAACACCAAUGUAUCUUGUCAUCUUUCCGGAAGGAACCCGCUAUAAUCCGGAGCUCAAGAAUGUAAUUUCUUCCAGUCAGGAAUUUGCUUCUAAAGAAGGGCUGGCUCUCCUGAAGCACACUCUGACCCCCAGGAUGAAGGCCUCUCAUGUAGCCAUCGAGGCCAUGAAGGACCACCUGGACGCGGUGUACGACGUCACCGUGGCCUACGAGGGGACGCUGGACUCCGCGGGCCACAGGCUACCGGCCCCGACCAUGCCAGAAUUCCUGUGUAAAGAAUGUCCCCGGGUCCACGUCCACUUUGAGCGGGUGGCCAUGAAGGAAGUCCCCCUCGAGCCGCUGUUCUUCCGCCGGUGGCUCCACGAGAGGUUCGAGAUCAAGGACCGACUGCUGACCAGCUUCUACGAGUCGGACGACGCCCAACAGAGGAGCCGCUUCCCGGGGGAGGGGCGACGCUCUGCGCUGAGCAUCGCCAAGACCCUCCCCUCCAUGAUGGUCCUGGGGGGCCUCACCGUCCCGCUGCUCCUGACUGAGUCGGGCAGGAGCUUGUACGUCAGGACCUGGGUCUACGGCACUCUCCUGGGGUGGCUGUGGAUGAACGUCAGCCCCUAGGGAGCGCAUAGGAACACGCACGCACACACGCGUGUGUCGGUUUACACCGGAUGAUCGCCGCCACCGCGGCGACGCACACAAUAAACGGGGGAGGUGUUGCCGGGUCUUUUUUUUCUUUUUUUUUUUUCUUGUGCAGCGACAAGAGUUGGGGGGGGGGAUUUACGAGGAGCCAACCGCUGGUCUUCCUUUUUAAACCUAGACAACCACAGCCUGAGGGAGCGGAGGGCAGAAGGCGCCUGAGCUUCCAGGUCCAUCGUGAUGGGUGGAUCAGUUAGUUGUUCUGUUUAGUUUCACAUGCCAUCCUUUACCUCAGCCACAAACUCAAAAAUACGAUUCUCUCCCUCCUUCCGUUAAGAGUAUUAUCCGUCAGAAAUUAUCCAGAUUAUUUUUCAUGUAUUUUUGCAUGCACGCUCUCCCAAGCACUUAUGAGGCAUUACCCAGGUGUGUGUGUGUGUGUGUGUGUGUGUGUGUGUGUGGCCCAUGUGAUGCUCUUCCCUCAAAGCCUAGCAGCAGCUCUGUCGCCCAGGGAACGGAUGUAACUCGUUGAUAUUGUUUAUAAUGCGACCUCGUAUGGAUGCCAAGUUUCAUGUCAGGAGGGUUAUGCACUUUGCUAAUUUCGGAGCAAUGCUCUACAUUGGAACAUUUUCCUUCAUACGCAAAUGUGCCGCUCUUUGAAUCCAGGUGUUUAUCUGAAGUGUAUAGAUGGGUUUCAAGGCGUCAACAGUAAUGUCACCUGGUUACACUUUUGGUUACACAUAGGUUCUGCAUUUUACUAGCCCUUUAAAAACCUUCUGUUAGAUGUUUGUUUGUUUGCAGUUUAAUGGUGAAUGGUUAAAUGUGAAAAAAGUUGAAAUGCAAACCUGGUUCUGUUUGUUUUCCCACUGCCUGGAAAGAAUUGUAUGCGAGUUAGCCAAUCCAAGACGCUGCCUUGAAUGGUGACUAUAUUGCUGGGACAGGUACUGUUAUAAGCUCAUGUUUAUUUAUGUGUGUUUAAAUCAAUAAUAUAAUGUUCUGCCAAGGUAAAACAUCGCUCUAUAUUGGAAAUGACCCAUUGCUGAAACUUCCUUUUCUUUCUUUAUCUUUUUUUAUCUGAGCCAUGCUUUUUGUAAUACUUGUUUGAGUACUUCUUUUUGCCAAUGUCCAUUCUCCUGCUGACAUAACCGGCUACACAUUUUGAUCACCUCACAAAAUACAUUUUUAUUUGACUAUUUACUAAAUGACAGUGGGUGUGUGUAGACACACCGUACGUGACGCUUUCAACCAUCACGUACAGCUCAACAAAAGUAUCGAGCCAUCUUGAGUGUACGAGACCUUCAUGUUUCUUUGCACAAAAUGCCAUCUGUAUUAUAAACAUCGCUGUAUUGUGAGAGUCACUGUAUGCCCGUUCUUGUUUACUGUAACCAUUGUACAACUCGUCACUUUACAUAUUGGCUUUCUUAUUCUGUGGGUUGGAUCUUCUCUUUGGGUCAUUCAUACAUGUGAGUUCAAGGUUGUUUUUUUUAAACUAUACCUCACUUGAAAUCUCUUUUGUUUAACAAAAAAAAACACAACAUUGCCAGCCAUUUUAUAGCCCUUUUUUUUUUUAAUGUGUCAACCGUAGACUUUAUUUAAUCUGGGGAUUCUAUGUAGGUACUUCCAAUGCCAGUGAUUCCACAAUACGUGCCUUCUAGUCGGGAGUCCCCACCCUCAUCAAGGGGACCCGAGUGGGUUAUUUCACCCAAUGACUGCAUAGAGGCUUCACGCUGGAAAACUGGGACUGCAACAAGAUAUAGAAUAUUGGUCAAAUAGUCUUCAGUACAUAGUGGCUUAUUUUAUCCUAAAGGAAGUGCAUUGAUUCACUUCUUGAAGCCUACUAUAAAGAAUGGAAACCUUUAAGUGAUGUAAGUCUUGGGAGUUUGGGUUGGAGUGAAAUAAAGUGUUUUGGGCGGAGUUCCGCUUUGCCAUUGCUUAUUGAUUUAUACUGAUAAGUUUGCUCUCGAUGCCACAUGAAUUAAAGAUCUGAAAUUGUUUUUCAUGAAA